Molecule: messenger RNA, 2109 nt
Organism: Magnusiomyces paraingens
Lineage: Eukaryota; Fungi; Ascomycota; Dipodascomycetes; Dipodascales; Dipodascaceae
Exons: 1
Coding region: 1-2109 (702 amino acids)
Biological process (GO): intracellular signal transduction; peptidyl-serine phosphorylation
Cellular component (GO): spindle pole body
Molecular function (GO): ATP binding; protein serine/threonine kinase activity
Source: RefSeq, a predicted model, not a curated record
AUGUCUGGAGACUCACCAACUCGUCUUGGUGGCUUCCAAACUUCGCCACUUAGAAACUUCGAUCAACCUGUCUCGUCGUCACCAACCCACGGCGAAUCAUUGCAGUCCUUGCGUUCCGGUGGCAACAUUUCAUCUCCAACAAACAGUGCCUUUACUGGUGCUCCUAUUACCUUUGGAACACCACCUUCGCCAAACAGACCUGUCUUGCCUCUUUACGCAAACAACUCAAGCCCAACCCACACCAACAACAACACUAACAACAUGAGCCCACAAGCUGCAGCUGUCAGCGCAAACUUUAGCAACUUGGACUCGGAUCCCGCAGGCAUUGUGUCUGGUGUGCGUGACCUAAACAUGGGCUCCCCUACAAGAGGCACGGCACCCAAUUCGCCGACCCGCUCGAGUCCUUUGAGAGAGUCCGUGCCAGUAGGGAAUAAUAACAAUAAUAAUAAUAAUAAUAAUAAUAAUAAUAAUAAUAAUAAUAAUAAUAAUAACAACAACAACCCGUUUAUUGGCCAAGUAGGGGGUGAAACUAGCUACCUAUAUGCUGGGACUCCUCCUCAGCAACCGCAGCAACAGCAGGUAUUGGCUGUUAACAAUAAUCCAAUCAAGGAAAUGUCAAUGGAAGACUACGAGAAGCUUAACGACCCAAAGGUCAAGCGACUGGUCGACGUUGCCCAACUUUACUUCUUUGAUUACUACUUUGAUCUGCUUACUUACGUUCAUGCCCGCCAACAACGCUUGCUCCGCGCAAAAGCGUCCCUGGCUCAGAUCCCGGAUCCUGCUGAACGUAACCGCCAGUUGGCAUCGUACCUUGGACGCGAGCGUGUGCAGUUGCGCAAGCGCCGUGUCAAGCUCAAAUAUGGUGACUUUAAGAUCCUCACGCAAGUAGGCCAGGGUGGUUACGGCCAGGUGUAUCUUGCACGAAAAAGUGAUACCAAGGAGAUUUGUGCUCUCAAGGUUCUCAACAAAAAACUUCUCCAAAAACUCGACGAGGUUCGCCAUAUUUUAACUGAACGCGAUAUUCUCACAGCUGCUAAAUCUCCCUGGCUUGUCAAGCUCUUGUACGCUUUCCAAGAUUCCAUGAAUGUUUACCUUGCCAUGGAGUUUGUUCCAGGCGGUGAUUACCGUACCUUGCUCAAUAACACUGGUAUUCUUAACCCUCGUCAUACCCGCUUUUACAUUUCAGAAAUGUUUUGUGCUCUUGAUGCUCUCCACAAGCUCGGCUAUAUUCACCGUGAUUUGAAGCCCGAAAACUUUCUAAUCGAUAGCACUGGCCACAUCAAGCUAACAGACUUUGGUCUGGCUUCUGGUGCCAUCUCCAAGGAACGUGUUGAAAGUAUGCGUAUCAAGCUUGAUGCUCUUAAGGAUAUGGAAAUUCCUUACCGCUCGGUAAGUGAGCGCCAACGUAUGUACCGCUCUCUGCGAGCAAGCGACAUUACUUAUGCUCACUCGGUUGUCGGAUCGCCUGAUUACAUGGCACUCGAGGUGCUACAGGGUCGCAAAUAUGAUUACACCAUUGACUACUGGUCACUCGGGUGCAUGCUCUUUGAGACUCUGGCCGGAUACCCGCCUUUUGCCGGAAGUACUCCAGACGAGACGUACGCUAAUCUGCAACAGUGGAAACGCUCUCUGCACCGACCGCAGUACGAAGAUGGCCGGUUUGUGUUUAGCGACCGCACUUGGGACUUGAUUCAACGGCUCAUCACGUCGCCACGCUACCGAUUCCAGUCAUUUGACGAAAUCAAGGUGCACCCGUAUUUUGCAGAGGUUCACUGGGAAACUCUUCGCCAGUCGACCCCGCCGUUUAUUCCGCAGCUCGAUGAUGAGACGGAUGCAGGGUACUUUGACGAUUUCAGCAAUGAAACGGAUAUGGCAAAAUACAAGGAAGUUCUUGAAAAACGAUCUCAGGUUGAGUCGCUUUCUGAUCGCGGUGUGCCUUUGCCUUCUCGUGCUUUUAUUGGGUUUACUUUCAAGCACCAGAAACUUCACGGGGCUGGAUCUACUACCGGUACUGGAGGGUUUGACGAUGGGUUUCGGCAACAACCUCAACAGCAACGCAGUUUCCGGUCUCGCCGAAACGUGGAUUCACCCUUUGACACUAUUUUUUAA